Stereum hirsutum FP-91666 SS1 is the source of this 1786-nucleotide messenger RNA. RefSeq names its product tannase and feruloyl esterase. The transcript is spliced from 4 exons. Bases 180 to 1583 code for a protein of 467 amino acids. Lineage: Eukaryota; Fungi; Basidiomycota; Agaricomycetes; Russulales; Stereaceae. The record is from RefSeq and is a predicted model, not a curated record.
CGACCCUCCCCACCCUCCUCCUUACCUCCAACACCUCCAUAUCCUCUAUCACCCAUGUCGUCGCGAACUCCACAAUCCAGACCGCAGGGUCGUGCACGUCUAAGGCAUAUGUAUCUUCCGAUAUAUGUAGAGUUGUAGGACAGGUUAACACGACGGAGAGCUCGAGGGUCAAGUUCGAAAUGUGGCUCCCGAUGAAGGAGGAAGCUGAGGGAUGGUACGGGAGGGUAUUGACCGUGGGCAAUGGUGGUUUGAAUGGAUGUAUCGACUACGGCAACCUCGACUACGGCUCCUCCUUCCACUUCGCCACCAUCGCCUCUGACAACGGCCACGACGGCGUCGGCGGCCUCCCAUUCCUCGACUCUCCCGAAGUGAUAAACGACUUCGCGUGGCGUUCAAUACAUACUAUCGCCCAGCUCUCUCGGGUCAUCGCAGCGCAUUAUUACUCCCCUCCUUCAUCACUUCCAUUACGGUCGUACUACAUAGGGUGUUCCACUGGUGGACGACAAGGCAUCCAGUCCGCACUUAAAUUCCCCGGAGAUUUUGAUGGGAUCCUCGCGGGUGCUCCUGCGGUUGAUAUGCAGCAUCUGUUGGGAUGGAGCGGGAUAAUUAGUCGGGCUGUGGGUGCGGGGAGCGGUAAAGGGCGAGAAAGCGCGCAGUUUAUUGAUGAGGAAGGGUGGGAUUUGGUUAGUGAGGAGGUGUUGAGACAGUGCGAUGCGUUGGAUGGCAGGAUGGACGGGAUUGUGACGGAGCCGGAUGAGUGCCUGUUCGAUCCAAGUCUGCUGUUGUGCGGCGAGGAGUCGGAUGAAGAUGUUGAGAGAGAGGGAAAUAUAAAGAAGAGAGUAUGUUUGACGGAGACGCAGGUGGAUGCAUUGAAGAACAUAUACUCACCGUUGGUGGGAAGAGAUGGAGAGACGGUGUUGUAUCCGAGAUUUGAUCCCGGUGCGGAAAGGAUACCGAUGAGGAAUCGAGUCUUCGCCCCGGAGAUAUUCUUCUAUACUUUCGAUUGGUGGCGCUAUGCGAUCUACAACGACAGCUCUCGUACGCUCGAUGACUUUGGCCUCAAAGAUAUUGAGUUCGCGGACAGCAUUAAUCCGGGUGGUGUGGCGACUUGGGAUGGUGACUUGUCCAAAUUCAGGGUGCGGGGAGGGAAGAUUUUGACGUACCAUGGAAGAAUGGACCCGCUGAUCGCCUCGGGAAACUCGAAGCGACUAUAUAACCUCGUCUUUUUUACACUCUCCAACACUUCUAACCCUACCAAUCCAUCUUCAAUCGAAGACUUUUACCGCCUCUUCCUCAUUCCCGGCAUGUCCCACUGCACCGGCGGACCAGGCGCAUUCCAUUUUGGACAACGAGGUCCCAGUGCCUUGGGUACUGCGCGCAACGAUUCGUCACACAAUGCGCUCUUGCCUUUGGUCGAAUGGGUGGAGGAAGGGCGUGGACCAGAGGUUAUUAUUGGGACUGAGGAUAGUGAUGAUAGGAAGGUGAGAGAACAUUGUAGGUGGCCGGGAUGGAGGAGCGUUUGGCGUGGUUCCGAGGGUGAGGAUGGACGGUGGGUAUGUGAAGGCACUUCUGGCGACCCUUAAGCAUUGCUGUAUCUUGGGGCUGAGAAACGAGCAUGGCAGGGCUAGGGAAGUUGAGCAUAACUGUUUGAGUGAUGUGGCCCAACUGUCGACAUGUCUCGCCACCCCCGCAAAAUGGAAGCUUAUUUCCCCGCAUGAUCGCCCUCGGCCGCUCGCUGAAACACCGAUCGGGAUCCCACGAUAUCGCGUCCAAUAAUAGAACUGCC